CAAACUCUGUUUGCUCGAUCCCUGACGGCAGCAUAAUGUCAAUAGUCUAAGGCUUUGAGCCGCUUACACCAAUUCGCUUAACAGUUUGUGAACAGUGUCCGAGGAGAUAACGCGAAGUGGUUGUUAUUCAUCGCAAAAGAAUGGUGGUUAUAGGAGAAACGAUUGUUAAAGAAGGGGGUGACAUCACAUACAAGGACAUGAUUGACGAGCCACAUUUAGAAGACUCCCAGAUCCAGAAAAUGUUCGCAGGAGCCUCGGUGUUCUUAACUGGCGGCACUGGAUUCCUUGGGAAACUCUUUAUUGACAAAUUACUCAGAUCUUCUCCUGGCCUAAAAAAGUUGUACGUUCUCGUCAGAGCCAAGAAAAACAAGGAGCCAGUAAAGAGAUUAGAGGAGCAAUUGAAUGAUGUUCUAUAUGAUCGACUUCGGAAGGAACAGCCCGACUUUAUCAAAAAAAUUUACGUUGUUGAGGGAGAAGUCAACGAAGAGAAUUUAGGGAUGUCUGAAACGGAUAGGCAGCUGCUUAUCAAUGAGGUGGAGUUCAUAUUCCACGGGGCUGCUACUGUUCGUUUCGACGAGCCUUUAAAGGUCGCUGUCGGAACCAACGUUCGAGGGUCCAGGGAAAUGCUGGUACUCGCCAGGGCUUGUACAAAGUUGAGAGCGUACGUACACAUCUCAACUGCCUACAGCUACUGCACACAACUUGAUAUUGACGAAAAGUUCUACAAAAGCUCACUAGAGGGCGACAAACUCAUUGACUUGGUCGAAAACAUGGAUGACGCUAUUUUGAAAGACAUCACGCCUGGGUUGGUGGGAGAUUAUCCCAACACAUAUGCUUUUACCAAAGCAGCCGCUGAAGAUAUAGUCUUAAAAUACUCUAAGGGACUACCAGUUGCCAUGGUCAGGCCAUCUAUUGUUAUCGCUACAGCAAGAGACCCUAUUGUAGGAUGGAUUGACAAUGUAUACGGACCUACUGGGGUAGUUGUUGGUGUAGCAGUUGGCCUUCUUCGAGUGUUAAUGUGUAACCGUGAUGCAGUCGCUGACCUGGUACCAGGCGAUAUGGUUGUAAACGCAUGUAUUGCUACUGCCUGGAAAACUGCAAAAGAUUAUCCUGGAAACCAUGAGGAUGCUCCACCUCUUGAUCAAGCUCCGCCUGUGUAUAAUUUUGUUUCUUCAGAAGAAAAUCCACUUACUUGGGAUAAGUUCGUGCAACUUAAUCGUCGUUACGGUUUUGAAGUACCCACUAUUCAAGCUGUAUGGCAUUACAUCUUACUCUUCACAACUUCUGAAUACAUAUUCAAUUUCUACUGUCUUCUACUACAUUGGAUACCUGCUUACCUCAUUGAUGGCAUUGCUGUACUUAUUGGAAAAAAACCUGUAUUGAAAGUUGCGUACUAUAAAAUAGAAAAGUUCUCACGCGUCAUUGGCUACUUCGCGUGUCGGUCUUGGAAGUUCUCCAAUCAAAACGUCCAGAGUUUAUAUAAAGAACUAUGCGACGCUGAUAAAGAUAUUUACGACUUUAAUAUCGCGCAAUUAGACUGGAAGACGUAUUUCUAUAAUCACGUUCGGGGAAUAAGGUUGUAUUUGCUCAAGGAUCCCAUGGAGACGGUGCCACAAGGACUGAGAUGGUAUUUGAAACUAAAAGUAGCUCAUUAUUUCAUUUUAGCGAUUUUAUGUCUUAUUGCAUUCAAAUUAAUGAGUUGGAUAAUUUGCAUGUUUUUAUAAUUGUAAUUUAUUGUACUUAAAUUGUAGUUGAAGUAUCAUGACACAUAUUGGUGACAUAUAUCUGUCAUGUAUCAGAUAUAUGUCACCAAUAUGUCGAAAAGCCUUAUUCUGAGUCGUUAAAGUUGUCUAUAAGAGAUUAAGAAACUCGGAGAGUGGAAACUUGGAAUUUUUCUCCGAAAAUUUAUUAUGAGUUAAAGUCGAUAUGUAUUCGUGAUCCCCAACUGUCAAGUGACUUUUAAAAUCGUUGUUUUUGUCUUUUGUGUAUUAUAAAUUGGUGUGUUUACAUGGUUGUGCAAGUUUUUUUUUUAUUUUUAUAAAAAAAUAAUCUUAUUUGUGAAACAAUUUAAGGACACGUCUAUAGUUACUUACAACUUGUGUAUUUAUUUUACAUAAAUUGUAUUUGUGAUGUGUAUGUCAUUAUUAUUGAUUAAAUAAUUAAAUAAAAGCGGGAACACUAUCGCUAUCACUUUUGUAAGUUACACGGUACAGCCUUGCGAUUCUGUAACUCACUGAAAAGGUAUUCUGAUAAGGAGGGAGGUUGUACUUUAUUGUUUAUCGGAAACUUUUUUUACUUUAUUGUUUAUGC
This is a messenger RNA of Pieris napi, 2310 nucleotides long. RefSeq names its product fatty acyl-CoA reductase wat-like. The transcript is spliced from 11 exons. Gene Ontology annotation, molecular function: alcohol-forming very long-chain fatty acyl-CoA reductase (NADP+) activity. Gene Ontology annotation, biological process: long-chain fatty-acyl-CoA metabolic process. The record is from RefSeq and is a predicted model, not a curated record. The coding region runs from base 141 to 1724 and encodes 527 amino acids. Lineage: Eukaryota; Metazoa; Arthropoda; Insecta; Lepidoptera; Pieridae. Gene Ontology annotation, cellular component: peroxisome.